UUUUCUAUCUGCUGUUGUCAGACCAAAAAUUCCUGUAGUAGUUUAAACUUCUCUCUUACUGAAUCACAUUGUAACCCUCUGACAUCUUACAGCCUUCUUUAGAGGUGACAACCCAACAAUUGCAAUAUGAAAAUGAAUCACAUUUGCUGAAAGCAGUAACAUACUAAAGUUUUCUUCUUUUUUUUUGGUUACAACAUACUAAAGUUAAUGUGUAUUUUCAUAUGCACGUAUUUGUGAGGUAGAGGGCUAAUAUUUUCCUGACUUUUUUUCUGAUGUGGAAAUUAAAACAAUUCUUGGCAGGUGGUCGACUUGGAAGAAUCCAGGAGUAAGCUUUCAUAAGAAAAUCAGCAGCUCACACAAAAUGUAACAGCCCUGCAGUUCUAUAUUCAAAACCUUGGGAGGAACAUGACCUCUGGUUGUUCAUCAGAUGAAGUUAAAAAGCAAGCAUCUGGCCAUGAGGACCUGAACUCUCAGAUUGAAGCAUCAAGUGCUCUUGUCAACAAACUGAUCAUGGAGAAUGCAGUGCUAGUUGAGAAGGUGAAUGAGUUGUAUGUUAAGCUUGAGCUACAAAGUAUGGCAGCAGGACAUUCUACAGUCAGUGAAAUGUCCGAUUCUCUACCUAAAUCCAUUGAGAAUGGUUCUAUAUUGGCUCCAAAGUUGGAUUCUCUAGAAGCUUUUCCAAUUAACAAUGACCAAAUUGAUGGUGAGAAUGUGGAUGAGCAACCUGCCGCCCCUCUUCCACUCUUUGUAGAAGCUGGGGACUCUGGAGAAAUUGUGCAAAUUCCUCUGGAUGAUGCUGAUCUAAGGGAUUUGGAGUCCCAGGCUACUGACAGUGAAGACAAUGCUGUGCCACUCACAGAUGCUCCCCUGAUUGAUGCUCCAUUCCGGUUAAUAUCAUUUGUCGCUAAAUAUGUUAGUAGUGCUGACAUGGUUAGCAAUACUUUAUGCUCAGAGUCUUAGCUUAGAUGCAAUU
Molecule: messenger RNA, 973 nt
Organism: Durio zibethinus
Lineage: Eukaryota; Viridiplantae; Streptophyta; Magnoliopsida; Malvales; Malvaceae
Source: RefSeq, a predicted model, not a curated record